This is a messenger RNA of Symbiodinium sp. CCMP2592, 846 nucleotides long. Lineage: Eukaryota; Dinophyceae; Suessiales; Symbiodiniaceae. The record is from the annotation of a GenBank genome assembly.
AUGUACGCUGUACAGAGGGACGAUUGGGCUGGCAGUCGUGUCGGACAAACCGUGUUGAGCUUGGCGUAUGCAGCCCGGAACAACAUGAAGUUCGGAGGUUUUUUACCGGCAUUAUCCAAACCUCAUACACUUCAUGCAGGUGAUGUGCCGGCAGCCAUGAGCGCUUUCCUAGGUUGCAACUAUUCGGACCUGGUUGUGCAGGCCGAAAAUGUCCAGUUUGAUCGCUGUUGGAAUGGAGUAGAUACGCUUGGUAGUGGCUUCGCUGGCCAGGAGAUCCUUCUGGAGGAGUGCAGGGGCGUGGAGUGCCGAGAUCAGGCGGUUCUCACCUCAUCGUUUCUGUCAGAGUUGCGAAAGUCCACCUUGAUUUUGACGCACUCUACACCUUACUUCGAAGGGAACGGCAUGAAGGUUGCCAUUCAUAUGCGCCGAGGGGAUCGAGUUCCACAGGGCUCUGCAAAGGAUGUGAACAGCAAGCACUAUGCAUCCGACGCCUUAUACCUGAAUUUCUUGAGACUGCUCCGGCAGCAUAUGCAGAAUGCUGAGAUUCAUGUCUUCAGCACAACGGAGCGUGACACCACAAGCGAAGAUUUCGAUGUCUAUAGAAACCUUGGCGUGCAAGUUCACUUGGAUGGUGACAUUGUUGGAGACUGGGCUCAUAUGGCUCAGGCCGAUCUGCUUGUCACUGCUCCCAGUACCUACUCCUGGGUAGCUGGCCUGCUCAACGAGAAGUGUGUUGCCAUUUUCAAUAUCUUCACGCUCCCCAUCGUAGUGGACUGGAUUGAACUGAGUGAGGACCUGCACGAGUUCAAAGACAUUGAGAGCUGCCUCUCAAAGAGAGGCUUCUAA